This is a messenger RNA of Alligator mississippiensis (American alligator), 1280 nucleotides long. RefSeq names its product THAP domain containing 7 (gene THAP7). Gene Ontology annotation, cellular component: nucleus. Bases 85 to 1062 code for a protein of 325 amino acids. Lineage: Eukaryota; Metazoa; Chordata; Crocodylia; Alligatoridae. The record is from RefSeq and is a predicted model, not a curated record. The transcript has 5 exons. Gene Ontology annotation, biological process: regulation of DNA-templated transcription.
CGAUGUUCUACGGCGCGGGAUUCUCGGCCCAGCUCUCGAGAAAACGGAAUUCUCGCCCUGCAGCAGAGUGAUGGGAGCGGCGAGAUGCCCCGUCACUGCUCUGCUGCUGGCUGCUGCACCCGCGACACCCGCGAGACCCGCGGCCGAGGCAUCUCCUUCCACCGGCUGCCCAAGAAGGAUAACCCGAGGCGUGUCAUGUGGCUGGAAAACUGUCGGCGCAAGGAUCCCAGCGGUCAGGGUCUCUGGGAUCCGACCUCCAAGUACAUCUACUUCUGUUCCAAGCAUUUUGAGAAGAGCUGCUUUGAGAUGAUGGGCAUCAGUGGCUAUCACCGCCUCAAGGAGGGGGCCAUCCCUACCAUCUUCGAGUCUUUCUCAAAAACACACAGAGCAGCGAAAGUAAAGCCAUCUGGGCAGGAGAGUGACAGCCCUAAGCUUGUCCGAGCUGGGAGGCGGUGGAGGCAUGAUCCUGGCCAAGUGGAACAGAAAGCCCCCUUCUGCGUGGAUGUCUCCUGCUUCCCUGAGGAGGAGCCAGUGUCAGCAUCCAGCCCUGCAGCAGCUCCUGCUGGGGAGCAUCGAAGCCUCCCUGCUGUGCCAGGGCCCCUCCCACAGAAGGUGAACCUGGAGGACAAGCAUGACGUGAUCCUUGCCAGCUUGUUGGACAUCCUCCUUGAGCACCCACCCGAGGCCACAGGAGGCGAGGAAGCCACAGCAAAACCUGCCCUGCCGGAGGCUGAGACUCCCCCUCUUGCCCCCGAACCAGUUCGCCCCGUCUCUCCUUCACUUUACAUGCUGCGCCUCCCGCCCCCUGCUGGUGCGUACAUCCAGACUGAGCACAGCUACCAGGUUGGCAGUGCCUUGCUGUGGAAGCGGCGGGCAGAAGCAGCACUGGAUGCCCUGGACAAGGCCCAGCGGCAGCUGCAGGCCUGCAAGCGGCGAGAGCAGCGGCUGCGCUUACGCAUUGGUGAGCUGCAGCGGGAGCAGCAGCCCCCCGCAGACAUGCACCGCCAGCUGAAGGAGCACCUCCAGGUGUUCGAGUUGCAGCUGCUAAAUGAUCUCGAGUGACCCUUCUCUCAGAUGCUGCAUCACACUGGUCUCCCUCACAGUACUGCCUAAUGGGGAGGCUCAUAGCAUCAUGUCAGCCACCAGCUGAGCUGGUUACAGGCUUGCAGUACCAGGUGGCCAGGGUUGUAUGGACAAGUGUGACAAUGGUGCUUCCUCUGCCUUUGUGCUCUUACUACAGACUUGGAGGGGCUGUAAAUAAAGAUCCUGUUUUAUAUGAA